Messenger RNA from Leptosia nina, 1038 nucleotides. The record is from the annotation of a GenBank genome assembly. NCBI's taxonomy places the organism in Eukaryota, Metazoa, Arthropoda, Insecta, Lepidoptera, Pieridae.
AUGGAUGUGAAUACCACUCUGGCUACCAUAUACCCGCGGGAAGCGACGAUUUUGGCUGCGGCAUGUGCAUGCAUAUUUAGCAUGGUUGGAGUUAUAGGUAAUCUAAUAACGACAGUGGCUCUUCUUAUGCAUCCAAAGCUUCGCGGUCACGUGACUACCAUGUUUGUGCUGUCACUCUGCGUCUCGGAUCUUCUCUUCUGCAGCAUCAAUUUGCCACUUACAGCAAGCAGGUAUAUAAACGAAGAGUGGGUACUCGGCCCCCGUCUCUGUCAAAUGUUCGCGUUCGUCUUUUACGCUAACGAGGCUGUGUCUCUACUGUCUAUGGUGGCUAUUACAAUUAACAGGUACACCCUUAUAGCGUACUACGAUAUGUACUCGCAGAUCUACACCACGACCAAAAUCUGGAUCCAGCUGUUGCUCAUAUGGCUCGUCUCUUUCGGUCUGAUGGUGCCUCCCCUCCUUGGCGUUUGGGGUCAACUAGGAUUGGAUCAUAACACUUUCUCCUGUACCAUACUCCCCAAAGAUGGUCGCAGUCCCAAGAAGUACCUCUUCGUUUUGGCCUUCGCCUUGCCGUGUGUUGUCAUCAUCGUGUCCUACUCCUGCAUUUACUGGCGAGUCAGGGAAAGCAAACGAAAGCUGGAAGGACGCAGGUGUGUAUGUGGCAAACUCAGCGGACAAACAGCGAGAGAAAAGGAAGAAGACUCGCGCUUAACAACACUGAUGCUCACAAUUUUCUUAUGUUUCCUUGCUUGCUUCCUACCGCUGAUGAUCAUGAAUGUAGCUGACGAUGGCAUCCGGUACCCGUGGCUCCACAUCAUAGCGUCCAUCCUCGCGUGGGCAUCUAGCGUCAUCAACCCCUUAAUAUAUGCAGCGACCAAUAGACAAUAUAGAGCAGCGUACGGAAACCUCUUGAAGAUAUGCAAGAACAGCCCCGUCGCGAAGAGAACAACAUGGGGCAGCAGAACAGUCGGUCACUCCUCAAAUUCGCCCAACUACGUGGAGAAACGCAAUGCCAAAGAAAAACCAACGAAAUUAUAA